ACAAACACAUGUACAGUGACUUCCCUCCCUCAGUACUUACUUAGAUCUGGCAGUCGAACUCAUCCGUAGUCACGAAGGACCUUAACGCACUCAUGAACUAUGCGGAUCCUUUCAUGGAACAUUAAUGGCGUCAGGACUCUUCCUCAAUAUCACCCAUGGAAUACCUUCACUUCAUUUCAAGGAAUUCUGGAGCAUCUCAAGGCAGAUAUAAUCUGCUUUCAAGAAAUGAAAACCUCGCGUUCCAGCCUGCCACGCUGUGUUGCUUUACCAGACGAUUUUGAAGCUUUCUUCUCCUUCCCACAGAAUAAAGGAGGAUAUAGUGGUGUUGCGGUUUACGCUGACUCCCGCACUGUCACUCCACUCCGGGCAGAGGAGGGUCUCUCCGGUAUCUUGCAGCCUAAGCCACCUCUGACGUCGGAUGAUCGGAUAUCUCGUUCAUAUCCCUGUGCACAUGAGAUCGAACUAAUGCCGGACGAGCAUGGAUCAACCCCAAGUGAUUUCGCCGCCUUGGAAGCUGAAGGCCGUGCCCUGAUCGUAGACUUUGGCCUAUUCGUAUUGAUCAAUGUCUAUUGUCCAAACGAAACUUCCGACGCUCGUCUUCCUUUCAAAAUAAAUUUCCACAUUAUGUUGCAAGAUCGAGUUCGAAAGCUCAUGAAUGAAGGCCGGGAAGUUGUGGUCGUCGGUGACAUCAAUAUCUGCGCAACGCCAUUGGACCAUUGUGACGGUCAUCUUGCUAGUAACACUGCGACAUUCUACGACCAUCCUGCUCGUGCGUGGUUUCAUGGGUGGUUGAGCCCCAUUGGUUGUAUGACUGAUGCCGUGCGGACAUUCUGGCCUGGCAGAAAAGGAAUGUACACAUGUUGGAACAUGAAGAUUUCAGCUCGGGAGACCAAUUAUGGUACCCGGGUUGACUACAUUCUCGUCACACCCGGUAUGCUUCCCUGGAUCAAGCACGGAGACAUUCAGCCAUCGCUCAGAGGUUCUGAUCACUGUCCAAUAUAUAUUGAUCUUCACGACGAAAUAACAACUGAUGCUGGCGAACGAUUAUUCCUCCGUGACGUCUUGCCAAUGGACGGGAAACGCGAAGACCCGCCUCGGCUCGCAGCACGACUGUGGGAAGAGUAUUCCGGGAAGCAGACGCUACUAUCUACGUUUUUCGGGAAAGGGAACAAGCUGCGUUCACCUAGCAAUUCUCCACUUUCGUCGCUUUCUCCCACUCCAGACACACAACUGCCCAGGGAACAUUCUGACGCUGCACAGCCCGAUCACACGCAGCCUGUUGUUGUUAUUCCACCUCCAACACAUCCCUCGCUGAGCUCUCGUAAGUCCGUGUGCACAUCCACGAAUCAGAUCCUCCCAUCAUCGCUACAUUCCAAUCCCAUUUCAUCACGCCAAACUGCGCCCCCACCUAGUUUUGCCAAACGCAAGUCAUCAGACAACGCAGCUAAGAAAGUACCCAAGAAAUUGAAAGGCAGUCAAAGCAAACUGUCCUCGUUCUUUGCGCAGCCAUCAGUCUCGCCCCCUUGCAGUCAGGAAAUUUCUUCGGGCGACGUCACCGACCACCGGGAUUACAUAGAGUCCGACUAUCAGCUCGCACUCGAACUUUCCGCUUCACCUGAAAAUUCACUUCCGCAGGGCUUACUUGCCUCAGCGAUGCCUUCGGCUUCGCAAAGUAAAGCAGCGUGGUCGCAGCUGAUGGCUCCCGUCCAACCACCAAUUUGCCUCGUACACGGUGAACCUGCGAAGGAGCACACCGUUAACAAGCCAGGUCCAAACAAGGGGAAAACAUUUUUCCUCUGUUCGAGGCCUGUCGGUCCGGGGUACGACAAAGGUAAAAGCGAACGCCUCCGCGAAGAGGUGGAUCACCGAUACCGGUGUAAUUUUUUUAAAUGGACAAGCGACGUAAGACGGGAAGCCAAGGAUAAGUCUUCCACGUCAUGAAAUCAGAAACAGCCUCGAAGCAAAUUACACUAGUUGCAUAUACACACAUACCCCGGGCCGCGGUUGAUAUUAUCCUUCAUUAGGCAUUUAUUUUGGGGGUUUAGAAGGCGUCAUUGCAUGAGCAUUAGGCACGUGUUAGCCGCGUGCUUUACACGAUAAAACCACGAUGAAGACUUCCCUCACGACAAAUCGACGAAGAUGAUUAUACAUUUUGUACCCCUGAGCACUAUGAUCCGCAACCCGACGCACGGAUGAUAGACUAUAAGAAUCAUCAUGCGUACUGUUGUUCCAAGAUCAUUGACGUCCUUCCCUUUAGCGGACGACAAAUGCGCCUCACGGCCACUUCCUUGACGUCAAGCGAAAUGCAUAAAAUUUUUGUGUACGACACGGCGGCUAUAUUAUAGAAUAACAAAAUACGAAGCGCAAUC
Molecule: messenger RNA, 2369 nt
Organism: Suillus subalutaceus
Lineage: Eukaryota; Fungi; Basidiomycota; Agaricomycetes; Boletales; Suillaceae
Product: Endonuclease/exonuclease/phosphatase
Exons: 6
Coding region: 100-1941 (613 amino acids)
Biological process (GO): base-excision repair
Cellular component (GO): nucleus
Molecular function (GO): double-stranded DNA 3'-5' DNA exonuclease activity; zinc ion binding; DNA-(apurinic or apyrimidinic site) endonuclease activity
Source: RefSeq, a predicted model, not a curated record